Molecule: messenger RNA, 988 nt
Organism: Phyllostomus hastatus (greater spear-nosed bat)
Lineage: Eukaryota; Metazoa; Chordata; Mammalia; Chiroptera; Phyllostomidae
Gene: DPM3
Product: dolichyl-phosphate mannosyltransferase subunit 3, regulatory
Exons: 2
Coding region: 56-334 (92 amino acids)
Biological process (GO): GPI anchor biosynthetic process
Cellular component (GO): dolichol-phosphate-mannose synthase complex; endoplasmic reticulum membrane
Source: RefSeq, a predicted model, not a curated record
GCACGCUGACGACGUCAGAGCCGCGCAGAACCGGGAAACGCGGGGCAGAGCAACCAUGACGAAAUUAGCGCAGUGGCUUUGGGCACUGGCGCUCCUGGGCUCCGCCUGGGCGGCUCUGACCACUGGGGCCCUAGGCCUGGAGCUGCCAUCGACCUGCCGGGAGGUCCUGUGGCCACUGCCUGCCUAUUUGCUGGUGUCUGCUGGCUGCUAUGCACUGGGUACUGUAGGCUAUCGUGUGGCCACUUUUCACGACUGCGAGGACGCCGCCCGGGAGCUGCAGAGCCAGAUCCAGGAGGCCAGAGCCGACUUAUCCCGCAGGGGGAUGCGCUUCUGACACCUUGACCCAGUUCCCGCUGGACGGCCCCUCCCUCCCAUCCCCCAUUAAACAGUAGCAAGUUUACUAACUUCACGUAGUAUGGAGAAUGGGAAUUGGGGAUUGUGUGUACCACCUGUCUAGAAGUGAGAGGCCGACCAGCCACCUUCCUCAGGUCAUCUGAGCCUUUAUCUUUGCAUCCUGCUGGUGUUCCUCCUGUUUAUUUCAAAGGAGGCGAGGGCCCCUUCUCAAGAUCUAAGGAUGGAAAUGUUACACUUCUCUGGUCCUUUUAACCCUGUCAGGAAGUACUUCUUGAAGCCUAAUUUAGUCUUCUUCAUAACAUCCAAGCCCUGUCCUUGCCAAGGCCUUCCUGGGUCUUUCCUAGGUUGCUCUGGUUCUCUGGUUGCUCUCUUUCCUGAGCCAGCCCUCCCAGCCCAAGGAUGACUCUGACCAUGCAGUGCACCUUUGCCCUUCGCCAAACCAGGCAGGCUGAGAAUCACUGAAUAGAGAAUGAGCUUCAAUGGGCAGGGGUAGGGAACAGUUUAUUUUAAGGCACAUUCUAAAGAUUUCACCCCCAGCCUCCAAAAUUACAAAAUAUAAUCUCUAAAAAAUAAGUGCUUUGUCUCCCGGGUCUCAUCCAAUCUUCUAAGUAAAGCUCUUUCCUUGGUCCCCAGA